Messenger RNA from Anoplophora glabripennis (Asian longhorned beetle), 1693 nucleotides. Its product is annotated as fatty acyl-CoA reductase wat-like. The record is from RefSeq and is a predicted model, not a curated record. Bases 123 to 1622 code for a protein of 499 amino acids. Gene Ontology annotation, cellular component: peroxisome. Gene Ontology annotation, molecular function: alcohol-forming very long-chain fatty acyl-CoA reductase (NADP+) activity. The transcript is spliced from 8 exons. Lineage: Eukaryota; Metazoa; Arthropoda; Insecta; Coleoptera; Cerambycidae. Gene Ontology annotation, biological process: long-chain fatty-acyl-CoA metabolic process.
UCGAUAGCAGAUACAUGCGCAUUUCGAAAAACCCUCUGCGUGUCUCUUCUUAAUAUUUAAUAAAAUCCAUAACACUAUUAAGUACCAUCGAUAACUUUCAGUCAGGAGUAUUUCAUUUGAAUAUGUCGAGCGACAUCAGGGAUUUUUACCGCAACAAAAAUGUGCUGGUUACCGGAGCCACCGGAUUUUUGGGGAAGAUAAUCGUGGAGAAACUGUUAAGGACUUGUGACGUGGGCGGUAUUUACUUGAUCGUGAGACCGAAGAAGGGACUGUGUCCUGACGAACGGCUCCGUAAUUUGCUAGAGGAACAAGUGUUUGAAAAAGUCAAAGUAAUGGACAUUAACGCUACCAAAAAGAUAUACAUUAUCGAAGGCGAUUUGUCAAAAAAAGGACUAGGAUUGAGUAAGGAUGAUACUGAGCUCAUUCAAAGUAUAAUUAACGUGGUAUUUCAUUGCGGAGCAUCGCUGAAUAUGGAUUCUAAACUUGCUGAUGCAGUCACCACGAACGUCAAAGGGACAGCGGAAAUUCUGGAGAUAAUGAAAGAGGUAAAAAAUCUUCAUGCCUUUGUUCUGGUCUCCACAGCUUACUCAAACUGUUACGAGCGACGCAUCGAAGAGAGAUUCUACGAGCCUCCAAUUGAUCCUGACCUACUGAUUAGAAUGACGGAAGACUUAAAUGAGCAUAUUUUGGCUAGUAUUAGUCCUGGGUUAAUAGGAAUAUGGCCAAAUUCUUACGUCUAUUCCAAAGCAAUCGCGGAAAAUUUACUCUUAACCAAAGGAAAAAAUCUUCCCGUAGGCUUAUUCAGACCUGCUAUCGUGACAUCGACUGUAUCGGAGCCAGUUCCUGGAUGGUCGGACAAUCUGUACGGUCCUCUGGGCAUUCUGCUCUCUUCUCAUUGUGGCAUCCUGAGAGUAGUCAGGGCCAAUGGCGAUAUCAAGUCGCAUACGGUCCCUGGAGACAUGUGCAUCAAUGCCUUGUUGUGCUUGGCGUGGGACAUCAGUCAAAGAUGGAAAACCACGUCUGAAAAUUAUUACCCACCAGUACUGAACUUUUCUGCAAAAGGCAGCAAGCUUCUAAUACCGAUGAAGCAAUACGUUGACUGCAAGAAAAUAGACUACAUACCUUUUAAAAGAGCUAUGUGGUACCAAAUGCUGUUCCUCGUAAAGACUAAAUACAAUUAUCUAAUAGUAAAGUUCUUGUUGCAUACUGUACCUGCCUAUUUGAUAGACUCAAUGCUCAUAAUCUUUUGCAGGAAACCCAGAGUGAAGAAACUGUACACCAAACUGGAAAAAAUAUCGGACGUGCUGUAUUACUUCUUGAUAAACGAAUGGGACAUCGAAAAUGACAACGUAUUAAAGUUAUGGGAAAAAUUGAAAGAAAACGACAAAAUUACGUUCAAUUUUGACAUCAACACCAUAGAUAUGGACAACUAUUUUAAGAACCUGUUAAUAGGUUUAAAGAAAUAUGUCCUCAAAGAAGAUAUGACGAAAUGUAAAUUUCACAUGAAAAGAUAUAAACGGCUGAUGCUGCUACAUUUUACGUUUAAAUAUUCAUUAUUAGGCUUUUCGGCUUAUUCAAUAUUUAAAGGUGUGAGCAAACUUCUAGCUACAAAAGAAAGAUAACAAAAGUAAAGAACUCUCUACGAAUUUCAUCAAAUUCGUUUUUAAUGUUGAGCAAAAAGCACUGGAACUGA